AGCAGACAAGGAAAACAAGCAGGAGCAUUAGACCCACUUGAGGCUGACCUGUGUUGACCUUCUGUGUGCUGGACUUUUAAAAACGGAUUGAUUGCCUUCUUGCUUUUUCUGGUUCUCAGGACAUAGAACUCAAAAGAAAGGCAAAAGUUUGCUCCUGGAUUUGCAAGUCACCGAUGGCUGCCGUGCGUCCGAUGCUCACUGAGGCGUCCGGCUUCCACGUCCUCCCGGCCCACGUGAUGGCCUCGGCCAUGGAGGAGUUCCCGCAGCAGCUGCCCGUCCCCAAGGGCCCGUCCAGGGGCAAGAGCCGCUCCCGGCGACCCCGCGAGGCCCGCUUCAAAACCCAGCCGGUCACCUUCGCCGAGAUCGCCGAGGUGGUGGAGGAGGAGGGCUCGUCGCCUCUGGAGGAGGAGAGGGCGCGGCGCUCCUUCCUGCAGUCUCUGGAGAACCUGAGGAGGAGCACCCAGACCCUGCACAGCUCGCCGGGCGCCCGCCAUCAGUGCACCCCGUCGCCCACGCAGGCCGGCAUGGACUCCAGUGAUUCGGACUCCACCCAGUGAAGGGGUCAACAAACCUUGUGGUUCCUCUUGAUGGAGCGCGGUUGAAGUGAACCAAACUGGGGCAAAGUCUGCUUUUAGCAUUCACUAACAUGUCAACGUGCAGCACACAACGUGAAGAUGCAUCGGGGCGGCCUAGUAGCAGGUGGAACUGUUUUCAACAUGUUUUCAAAAGUAUAUUUACUUUCUUUGUAUACGACAGCGUAGAAGGAUUUUACUUUACCUUAUAUUAGUGGCCCUCAAAGUGCGGUACACGAACUCCCUCUAGUGGUAUGUGAAAGUAUCACUGCAUUAAAUCUUCAAAGUGCAUAAUAGUUACAGUGGAUUAAACUUUUUUUUAAUACAGUACAGCACAUUUGUUAAGUGCAGUUCUGUUUAAUUUAGUUUCUAAAGUACAAUAUAUGUGAAUUUUAUAUUUUAGAACUGUUUUCAAGCAUUUGUAGGUAAAAUUUGUAUUUCACUUUUAUGUGCAAUACAUUUUUUAUUGAAUUGUUAGUUCUUUUUCUGCUAUAUUCAACCGCAGAGUUAAUCUUAAUCUACAGUGUCAUUAUUUUUUUCUAUAUUUAAGCACAGUGUUAAUUUGUUUCUGGUGUCGUCCAUCCAUCCAUUUUCUAUCGCUUAUCUGAGGUCGGAUCGCGGGAGCAGUAGCUUUAACAGGGACGCCCAGACUUCCCUCUCCCCAGCCACUUCCUCCAGCUCUUCCGGGGGGAUCCCGAGGCGUUCCCAGGCUAGCCGAAGGACGUAGUCUCUCCAGCGUGUCCUGGGUCGUCCCCGGGGUCUCCUCCCGGUGGGACGUGCCCGGAACACCUCACCGGAGAGGCGUCCGGGAGGCAUCCGAAUCAGAUGCCCCAGCCACCUCAUCUGGCUCCUCUCGAUGUGAAGGAGUAACGGCUCUACUCUGAGAUCCUCCCGGAUAACCGAGCUUCUCACCCUAUCUCUAAGGGAGAGCCCGAACACCGUGCGAAGGAAACUCAUUUCGGCCGCUUGAUCUUGUUCUUUCGGUCACGACCCACAGCUCGUGACCAUAGGUGAGGGUAGGAACGUAGAUCGACCGGUAAAUCGAGAGCUUCGCCUUUCGGCUUUGCUCCUUCUUUACCACAACGGAUCGAUACAAAGUCCGCAUCACUGGAGACGCUGCACCGAUCCGGCUGUCGAUCUCCCGUUCCAUUCUUCCCUCACUCGUGAACAAGACCACAAGAUACUUGAACUCCUCCACUUGGGGCAGGAUCUCAUCCCCGACCUGGAGAGGGCAUGCCACCCUUUUCCGACUGAGGACAAUGGUCUCGGAUUUGGAGGUGCUGAUUCUCAUCCCAGCCGCUUCACACCGAACCACUCCAGUGAGAGUUGGAGAUCACGGCUUGAUGUUGCCAACAGAACCACAUCAUCUGCAAAAAGCAGAGAUGCAAUACCGAGGCCACCAAACCGGACCCCCUCUACGCCUCGGCUGCGCCUUAAAAUUCUGUCCAUAAAAGUUAUGAACAGAAUCGGUGACAAAGGGCAGCCUUGGCGUAGUUGGUGUCGUAUACAAAGAAAUCAAAAUAGCAUACUUCGAAGAAAGACAGUAUGAACCUUGUACAUGUUUUCAAGUGUAUUCCUUUUCCGCUGUAGACUUGAGAGAUGGCACAUUGGGCUCUUUUUUAAUAGCACAAUGGCACACCACUGAUUUUUCAUUUUUAUUUUUGCAUAUAUUUUUCUAUUUCUAGAACAAAACAAAAAUCAAACGCAAGUAGCCAUACUACUAAUAUUGUAAAUGGCACGACUAAGCGAAGCAGUGGCCUGGCCGUCACUGAAGCUUUCAGAGGAGUUCACGCUCUUGUGAGCGAGUGGAAAUGUAUAAAGAAAAGAUUCCUUUCUUCAAAAAAAGUUUAUUUAUUCUCUUCAUUUGCUCAUAACCAAAUUUGGGAUUUUACUGUGCUUUUCUGACUUGUGAAGUCGCCUCGACUUUCAAAAAAGACUGUAACCUUUCCUCUGUGCUUUAUAUUGAAAGUACUUUACAUUAUAUACCAUGUUUGUCAUAA
Molecule: messenger RNA, 2572 nt
Organism: Phycodurus eques (leafy seadragon)
Lineage: Eukaryota; Metazoa; Chordata; Actinopteri; Syngnathiformes; Syngnathidae
Gene: c5h11orf96
Product: chromosome 5 C11orf96 homolog
Exons: 1
Coding region: 174-557 (127 amino acids)
Source: RefSeq, a predicted model, not a curated record